This is a messenger RNA of Leptosia nina, 1362 nucleotides long. NCBI's taxonomy places the organism in Eukaryota, Metazoa, Arthropoda, Insecta, Lepidoptera, Pieridae. The record is from the annotation of a GenBank genome assembly.
AUGGAGAGAAAAUUUAUGAAUGUUAUCCUACUUGGUUUCGGGUUUAUGUUUGUGUUCACUGCGUUCCAGACUAUGGGAAAUAUUGAGAAGACGAUCCUGGACAGCAUCACGCAAGAUGACAGCUCCUUCACAGGUGAUGGAUACACUUCCCUGGCCAUCAUCUACGCGACCCUCGCCAUUUGUAAUUGGAUGGCACCAUCCGUGAUUACCAUAACUGGACCAAGGGGAGCCAUGCUCAUAGGUGCUCUGACUUACUUAUUCUUCAUAAUAACAUUCCUAUUCCCGCGAACAUGGCUGUUGUAUGUGGCGAGUGUGUUGAUCGGCGCAGGCGCAGCUGCAAUUUGGACAGGUCAAGGAAACUAUCUGACGCUGAACAGUGAUGCUGACACCAUCUCCAGGAAUUCUGGAGUCUUCUGGGCAAUGUUGCAAUGCAGUUUAUUCUUCGGAAAUCUAUUCGUAUUCAUCAAGUUCCAAGGCAAGACCACGAUCGACGUUGAGACGCGCAACGUGGUGUUUGGUGCUUUGACUGCCGUGUGUGCUGUUGGCAUAGUGUUCCUCUUGCUGUUGAGGCCGAUAAGACGUGCCCCAGCUAUUGAUGACGUUAAGUGCGAGAUCGUUACCGAGUCGGAAGGUCCACUGGAGGCUUUCAAGGGUGCCAUCAGGCUGUUCUGCACGCGCGAUAUGAUUUUCCUGAGCGCCGCUUUUAUUUAUACCGGCGUGGAGUUAUCCUUCUUCAGCGGCGUGUACAGCCCGAGUAUCGGCUUCACUCUGGCGAUGGGCGAAAACGUAAAACAGCUUGUGGGCCUGUCUGGAGUAUUCAUAGGAAUGGGUGAAGUUCUCGGUGGCGCCCUCUUCGGUAUUCUAGGAAACAAAACUACCCGCUGGGGCCGUGACCCAAUCGUCAUAAUGGGCUACUUCAUCCACAUGACUUCGUUCUUCCUCAUCUUCAUCAACUUACCAAAUGUGGCUCCAUUCGGCGACACCAUGGACACGUCAUAUAUCAAUCCCUCUCCAUAUUUGGCCAUGUUCUGCAGUUUUCUCCUCGGCUUCGGAGACGCGUGCUACAAUACUCAGAUCUACUCGAUUUUGGGAGGGAAAUACUCAGAUAAUAGUACAUCUGCUUUCGCGCUAUUUAAAUUUACUCAGUCCCUGGCAGCAGCCGCUUGUUUCUUCUACUCGUCCAAAGCCCUUCUCUCCGUGCAACUAGGAGUUUUAGCAGUAUUAGCAUCUAUUGGCACAGCUGCGUUCUGCCGGGUCGAAUGGUCGGACAGAGCUAGAAACCGCUUGACCAUAGACUCCGUAGACGAUAAACUGUCACCAGCGACGCAUGCGCUGGCUGAGAACGCGUUACAUUAUGACUAA